AAUGCAGUCCCCGCGACUUGUGAGUGUGUGUCGGUGAGAAGUGUCAUUCUAUCUCACGUAAUAGGAAAAGAAAGUUGAAGCCAGGAAGUUGAGUGAAGUAGGGGAAACGGAACCGAGUUAUUCGAGCGCAUUGACACAGAGCUGUAGUAAGUGUGUAGGCUGGCUGACCUCUUGCUGCUAUAGAGAUUGUCUAUAGGGAAGACCCUGCAGCUGUGCGCAGCAAAGCCUCAGCCCAGAAAUAAAAGAGAACAUGGACUUAGGUGUGGCCGCAGUGGAUUUGUUGCUCUGAUUUUCUGAUCACAUGCCUAAUAUCUGAUCAGUGCACGAGGACUGCAACUGCGUCUCCUUUAAUUCUGUUUUUGAACGCCUGAGCAUGGUUUGUGCCAAAAGUAUUGCAGCAGCCGGCCUUCAAGCUAGACAUACAUUCCAUGUAGCAUGAAACAAGCCAGGGACUAUAAGGAUGACUGAAGUUACUAUCCCUUCCAAAAUGCGGAAGGGCCUCCUAAAGGACCCUGACAUAGCGGAUCUAUUUUGCAAGGACGAUCCAGAGAUAUUAUUUGUAGAUCUGCAUGAAAUUGGACAUGGCAGCUUUGGAGCAGUUUACUUUGCCACAAACUCCACAACUAAUGAAGUGGUUGCUGUUAAGAAAAUGUCCUAUAGUGGGAAACAAAUGAACGAGAAAUGGCAGGACAUAGUCAAGGAAGUAAAAUUUCUUCAACAGCUGAGACAUCCCAACACAAUAGAGUACAAAGGAUGCUACUUGAAAGAACAUACCGCGUGGUUGGUUAUGGAAUACUGCCUGGGCUCUGCUUCAGAUUUGUUAGAAGUUCAUAAGAAGCCACUUCAGGAAGUGGAAAUAGCUGCCAUUACUCACGGUGCCUUGCAGGGGCUGGCCUACCUGCAUUCUCACAAUAUGAUUCACAGGGAUAUUAAAGCUGGAAAUAUAUUGCUUACUGAACCCGGUCAGGUAAAAUUGGCAGACUUUGGAUCUGCAUCUAUAGCAUCACCUGCCAACUCCUUUGUGGGAACACCAUAUUGGAUGGCCCCAGAAGUUAUUUUAGCAAUGGAUGAGGGCCAGUAUGAAGGCAAAGUUGAUAUCUGGUCUCUCGGUAUUACUUGCAUUGAAUUAGCUGAACGGAAGCCUCCUUUAUUUAACAUGAACGCGAUGAGUGCCUUAUAUCACAUAGCUCAGAAUGAGUCCCCUACACUACAGUCUAAUGAAUGGUCGGACUCAUUCCGAGGAUUUGUGGACUACUGCUUGCAGAAAAUACCUCAGGAACGACCCACGUCGGCUGAGCUGCUGCGGCUUGACUUUGUGCGCAGAGAGAGGCCAGCGCGGGUCCUCCUAGAUCUGAUACAGAGGACUAAGGAUGCUGUCAGGGAGUUAGACAAUCUGCAAUACAGGAAAAUGAAAAAAAUCCUCUUCCAAGAAUCCCGCAACGGUCCACUUAAUGAGUCUCAGGAAGAUGAUGAGGACAGUGAACAUGGGACCAACCUGACUGCAAAGAUGGACAGCCUUGGCAGCAAUCAUUCUAUACCAAGCAUGUCGGUCAGUACGGGUAGCCAGAGCAGCAGUGUGAACAGCAUGCAAGAAGUAAUGGAUGACAUGAGUCCGGAGCUGAUUUUGGUUCCCAGCUACAGCUGCAGCUAUGAUUCCACCUCUUCUUUGGUUCCGAAAAAGGUUACAAGGCAGAUCCAUGAGCAUGAGCAGGAGAACGAGUUGCGGGAACAGAUGUCAGGAUAUAAGCGGAUGCGGCGCCAGCACCAGAAGCAGCUGAUCGCCCUGGAGAAUAAGCUGAAGGCUGAGAUGGACGAGCACCGCCUUAAGCUGCAGAAGGAGGUGGAGACUCAUUCCAACAACGCGUCCAUCGAGCUGGAAAAGCUUUCCAAGAGGCAAAUCGUAGGCAUGGAUAAAGAGGCAAAGAUGGCUGCAGCGGAUGAAAGGAGAUUUCAACAACAGAUCAUUGCCCAACAAAAGAAAGACUUAACAUCCUUCUUAGAAAGUCAGAAAAAGCAGUACAAGAUUUGCAAGGAAAAGAUUAAAGAGGAAAUGAGUGAGGACCAUAGCACGCCCAAGAAAGAAAAACAGGAACGCAUAUCAAAGCAUAAAGAGAACCUCCAGCACACUCAGGCUGAGGAAGAAGCUCAACUCCUUAGCCAACAGAGACUGUACUAUGAGAAAAACUGCCGACUCUUCAAGAGGAAGAUAAUGAUCAAAAGGCAUGAAGUUGAGCAGCAGCACAUCCGUGAGGAGCUCAAUAAAAAGAGAACCCAGAAAGAAAUGGAGCAUGCCAUGCUAAUCCGGCACGACGAGUCUACUCGAGAGCUGGAGUACCGGCAGCUGCAUAUGUUGCAAAAGCUUCGGAUGGACCUUAUACGUCUGCAGCACCAGACUGAACUGGAAAACCAGUUGGAAUACAACAAGCGCAGGGAAAGGGAGUUGCACCGGAAACAUGUAAUGGAACUCCGGCAGCAACCUAAAAAUCUCAAGGUAAUGGAAAUGCAGAUAAAGAAACAGUUUCAAGACACAUGCAAAGUGCAGACCAAGCAGUACAAGGCCCUGAAGAAUCACCAGCUGGAGGUAUCCCCAAAGUGUGAGCACAAGACAAUACUCAAGUCCCUGAAGGAUGAGCAGACUCGCAAACUGGCCAUACUUGCUGAGCAGUAUGAGCAAAGCAUCAAUGAGAUGAUGGCUUCACAGGCGCUGCGCUUGGAUGAGGCUCAGGAAGCAGAAUGCCAGGCUCUUAGGCAACAGCUUCAACAGGAGAUGGAGCUACUGAAUGCCUACCAGAGCAAGAUCAAGAUGCAAACUGAGGCACAGCAUGAGCGUGAACUGCAGAAGCUGGAACAGAGGGUGUCUCUUCGUAGAGCUCACCUGGAACAGAAGAUUGAAGAGGAGUUGGCUGCCCUUCAGAAAGAACGCAGUGAGAGGAUCAAGCAUUUGUUUGAACGUGAGGAAAGAGAAAUUGAAACCUUCGAUAUGGAAAGUUUACGGAUGGGCUUUGGAAAUCUGGUGACGUUAGAAUAUCCCAAGGAGGACUAUAGAUGAGAGAGGCCAGUUUUUGCCAUUUAAAUAAAAGAACAAUAAUAAUAUUAACAGUGACAGCAAGGAGAACCUGCAAAACGUACAUUCCCCAUUUUAACGGGCGUGCUCUCUCUCUCUCUUCCUCCCUCCCUUUAUCUCUCUCUCACUCUAUCUCUCUGUCUCUAUCUAUCUCUGACGUCCGUCGGACACUAGUGCCUGUAAUUCUUUUUACUCACCAGGGUGCCUCUGGGCAAAUCUGAGCACGGAGCAAGCUCCCUGGCAUACCUCUCAAGUGUCCCUGAUUGUCACUCAAAUUUUCAAUCCAUCAGAACAUUGGUGCUUGUUAUACAAACCGAAGAUUCAAACAGCGGGAAGGAGUCUUGAAGUUACAGUUGUGUUUUGUGUCGAAACUCUUCCUUUAUUCAUAACCCCUUUUGUGGAAAGAGAUAACUUGAUUAUUCAAAGUUUUGUCCAUGAUGUUCCUUGGGGAAGAUGUUGAGAGGUAUGUGGUUUUAUCAGUGUGAGGAUUGAGAGGUAUGUAUCUUCUAUGCCUCUGUCGGAAGGCUUAUGAGGGCUCUGUGUCUAUUGGCCAGUCUUUGGCAGAAGGUGAGCAGUGUCUGUCCCUGGUGUCUCUUGAGUACUUUGAGGGGUGAAAGCUACAUGUUUAUGAUUCCUCUGCUGAGACUUAAAGAUGUGCGUCCUGCAGUUUGAUAAGAAAUUAUCUCCACAGUUUCAGAUGGUUUCAUAACCCAUGCUGCACAAAUUGUCAGUCUGAUUAACCCCUUCAGCCCUGAGCCAGUUUAGUGGCAAUGUAUAAGUAAGAUCUGCUGAUGACUUUUACCUUGUUCAAGAGUGUUGUCAUUAUUGCACUUUCAGAAGUUUGGUUACCAGGAGCUUACCACCUCUCUUGCACUGGGUUGGUAUCCAGUAAAGACUAACCUUCCAAUCUUCUAAAGUGCCUAACACUAAAAACGAAAACUCAGGGAUGAAGAGAUUAAUUUCUUGAUGUUCAGUAACACAUUUUGAGAGACUAGAGAGAAAUGAGGAGAUACACAUAAAAUACAAACCAACAAAAAAUGUGAAUAACUGUUGGUUGCUACAAACAUUUUAUUCUGUUUAAAGUACAAGCAAAAAAAAUAAAUAUAUAUAUACAAUUUAAUACAUAAAAAGAGAGAGAGAAGCAUAAAACUGCAGCCUUAAGGUUACUGCUGCUGCGUUAAACAUUGUUGUUUUUUUGGUAUUUGUUCGUCAGGAAUAAACAAAAAAAAGAGAUUUUAUUAAACUAUUGAGGUUUGAUACAUUUUACAGAAACCAAUCAUGUUGUAUAUAUAUAUAGACAUAUUGUUGGGAGGGGGAGAAGCAGAAUUUGGGGGGUUGUUUGGGCAGAUGGGGAGGGUAGAAUGUCUUGUGAUAAUAUAUAUAUUUUGUUUCAUUUUUUUUCUUUUUCUUUUCUUUUCUUUUUUUUUUUCUUUUUGAUGACUUAUGCUGGCCGGAGCAGAAAUUGACUUUGAAUUUUCAUUGCACUUUUGGCUCCUAAUCAAUGGUACUUUUUACUCCAGUCCUGGUUUUCUUAUAUGUAUAUACCAUAUGUAUUCUUAACUGACAUAAGGCAGCUGGGAAAUUAAGACCAAAAUACACUAUUUAAUCAAUGACUUUGGCAAGGUAUGGUGCCAGAGAAUAAACUUUGCUAAAUCUUUGCAAUAUAUUGCUAAUGUAUGCCAGGAUGUUAAAAAAAAAAAAAAAGCCCAAAGGUUAAGUAAAUUUACAAAGUGUAUAUGGUAGUACAUAUGAUUGGUAAAUUCUACCAGCCCUCUGCUCCAUUUCCUGUGGCAGUAUGUCCAUGCUGUAUGCAGCCAGUUAAUUGUUUUCGCUGCCUGAGCCCAAGUAAGUACAGUUUUGUACAUAGGAGUGGGCACAAUUUCUAAAACUGGACUUGAAAAGAGUACUUGAGUAGAAAAUGAAGAUUCCUUUUUUCCUUGAUAUUAAUAUAUCUUUAUUUAGAAAAAAAUAAAGAUUGUGAAUACAUAUGCCUCAGUCAUUAAAUACUGUAUAUCCCUGGUUCCUGGUACAAUCCUAGUUCCCACAUUCAUUAGUCCCGGAACCUGAGCAUGGAAGAAAGUACUGUAUUUGCCUCACAAGAAGUUUUCUUUUCAGCACGAAUUGUAGCUAAUUAUCCCUUAAGCCCAUCAGGUUGAAAGGUGGAAUUUCAGGGUUUCUGUCUUUCUUUUCCUUUCAUUUUGUUUGUUCUUUUUUUUUAUAUAAAUUUUCCCUUUUCUCCCAUAAUUUUAUGUUUUGGGUGGAGGGCAUAAGAAUUUAAUAGAUAAUGGCUGUGAUGUACUGAGUCAGUGUUUCCUCAAAGAACAUUUCAGUGUGUUCAUAAAAAAAAAUAUUGCAUAAAUAUGAACAAAAUAAGAAAACCACUUUUAGAGAGAGAGUAUUUUUGAAGCUGCAAAUUCUGUAUAAAAAUUGAUGUUAGACAAGUAAUGUAUCGUAUUUGUUCAAGAAUAUUAUAAGAAAAAUCAAACUUUGCGGACUAUUUUUUGGCACAAAAUAAUAAGUUAAAUAUACUUGUUUUAUUUUUAAGAGAAUUGAAUUUAAAAAAAAUAAUAUAUAGAGUCUAAAUUAAUAAAUGAAUUUAAUACGUUUCCCCUUUUCCGUCUGUAAACUACUUUUACAAAUGCUGUUCAAAGAGGCAUUUGCAGGGCAAGUAACCCAAAUCAACCAUGUCCUGCUUGGAUUUUAAUAUUUAGUGUCCUCAUUUUUAAACAUCUUAUGCUCUGGCUUAGUACAUCUUGGUCCUAAUUUAUAAGCGUGAAAAAGGUCCUCUAGAGUACAACAUUUUUAUUACAUUUAAUGCAGUCAAUUAUUCAUAAAUGGUCUAUGUUCUUCCUGGAUACAUGUAGCUGUAUUUUCACACAGAAUGCUACCACAUUGCACUUUUCAUGUUAAGAGUGUACAAAUUUAAACUUCAAAUUAUUUGGUUUUUAUUUUGUAUUGAUUUCUUGGAAAAUUAAAUGCAUUCAGUUCAUAAAAUAAUUCUUUUACAAGAAUAUUUUAUAUGGAAACUUGUCCGUUAUAUUGAUAAUUAUUGGACACCAAAGCCAGUAUCUGAAAACAAAAAGAAAAAAAUCUUUUCAUCAUUUCAGUGCAUACUUCUUGUAAUGAGGAGAAACCUGAAUUUAAGGUAAAGCAUAUACAAUAUUUUGAAAUAUUUUAGUUUUUGGGAAUUGGCACAAUUACACGCAAAUAAAACUGAAAAUUGAUGAGGAUGUAUUUAUUUUUUUGUUCAAUUGGAAGUACUUGGUAAACAAUGGUAAAGUUCUGAACCUACCAGAAAGAAAAAUGACAUAACUUUUUGUUUGAAUCUGCAAACUGUAAGCAAAGUAUUUGUACAGAUCUCCUAGAAGCUGGAAAGGGAAUAUGUAAAACCAGGACUGGGUAUAUUGAUCUGUGUUAAGGGGUGCUUUACACUUUGUCAAGUGAUUAACGUCAUGCACCUGCAAAGCUCGUCCACUACUCUAUCUACACUGUGCUCAUUUGGGUCCCACUCUCUCUGGUACAUAAACGAUAAACUUUGUGGCUGCAGGCCUUUCACUUGAUUGCAAGGAUCUCAGAGCUGUUCAUUGCUUUAAAUGACCACUAGCACUGGAAUUUUUUCAAUGUUAUUGGGGAAUAUGAAUAGUGGAAAAUUAGUCGUUUUUCUUUAUAUCAAAGAAACGAUUAAAUCAUUCCUUAGAACUCUGUCCUAAUGUAAAGGUGCUAAGCUUGUGUUAUCUGGGAUACCUUUUUGUGACCUUUUUAGAAGUGAAACAAAGCAACAUCCUGAUUACAUUGCAUUAAUCCUUGUGCCCUAAUCCCUUUAGGUUACUACAGAAACUCAUUGGCAGAAGGACUUUGGGUUACCUGCAGUGUUUUGCACUGAAAAGUACAUUAAAUGAUCCUGGAAAUUCUUUCUGGCAGUAAAGUGUUUCAGCUCUUGGAAUCUUAUUGGCAUUGUGCUGUUUACAGAAAUUUCUUUCCAUACAUAGCAUUGUUUAAUGAAUGUGUGUAUUAACAGCUAUCAAUAGCUAUCUUCUUGAGAAUGUAUCUCAUCCAUAUAUCCACCCAGGACAUUUGUAUUUUGUCUACUUAUCAUCUUACAAGAAAGGCAGAAUAUUCUUUUUAACACCUCUGAAAACAGCAUUGGAUAAAUUUAAUGCCCAAUUAUCAGGCUGCAGUUAUGGUUGCAUGUUAUCCAGUGGGUUUUUUUUUAUUAUUAAAUCCUUUUCACUAUGCGCUGGUAUUUGUGUCUUCAGAAAGAGAAUCUGCUCAUCGCGGCAGAUGUUAUAUCACUGCCAAUAUCUAGCUCCAGUACUGCCCAUCUCAAUAAACAGUGGAGCGUCCAUUUUGCUUGCAUUAGGUUCGUUAUUGCACUUCUUAGUUUGAAGAAUUUGUACUGCUGUUCUUUGCUAUGAAGUUGUUUUGUACAUACAUUUUUAAGAGUAUUGGGACAUAAAUAGCAGAUCUCUCAAAUUUUUUUUUGUAUAUGCUGUACAUGUUCCUUGUUACAUGCCUCUGGAGCAGUGCAGGAAGCAGUGUUCAGGGGUGUGGUGGUGCUUUAUCAGAUGGUCUGCAGCCUCAAACAAAAAAAAC
Messenger RNA from Nanorana parkeri, 7657 nucleotides. It is a transcript of the gene TAOK3, whose product is annotated as TAO kinase 3. The transcript has 20 exons. Gene Ontology annotation, biological process: execution phase of apoptosis; protein phosphorylation. Lineage: Eukaryota; Metazoa; Chordata; Amphibia; Anura; Dicroglossidae. Bases 461 to 3049 code for a protein of 862 amino acids. The record is from RefSeq and is a predicted model, not a curated record. Gene Ontology annotation, molecular function: ATP binding; protein kinase activity.